Grus americana (Whooping crane) is the source of this 5425-nucleotide messenger RNA. It is a transcript of the gene KYAT3, whose product is annotated as kynurenine aminotransferase 3. Gene Ontology annotation, cellular component: mitochondrion; cytoplasm. Gene Ontology annotation, molecular function: L-kynurenine:2-oxoglutarate transaminase activity; pyridoxal phosphate binding. The coding region runs from base 2215 to 3576 and encodes 453 amino acids. The transcript has 14 exons. The record is from RefSeq and is a predicted model, not a curated record. NCBI's taxonomy places the organism in Eukaryota, Metazoa, Chordata, Aves, Gruiformes, Gruidae. Gene Ontology annotation, biological process: biosynthetic process.
AGGGCGUCACUGAAAGUAAAAGUGCAGUGUAAAGUGGCAAAGGCAAACCUGCUAUAUGAGAGGAAAAAAGUAAGAAAAAGCUCCACAACCUAAUCCCUCUCCUCAUUCCAUAUUGUAAAAUUUAUUUGUCCAUCCUCAGUUUUCUUUGUUCUACGUAGAUUAUGAAAGAAGAAAUGACAAAAUGUUGGCUACUAUGGCAAAUCCUUCACAUACAGCAGUUUUAAGUUCAGUGCCCUUAAUAAGAACACCCAGCUUCCCUGAGUCCAGCAAUUUUAGCAACAGUUCUCUUGGCUUGACGUGUCAUUUAUUACUUUUAGAUGGUAGAAAAAGAAGUUUUGGAGAGACCUUGGUAAGAUGGCAUCUUUUCUUUCCCUGAAGCUUUCAUCCUAUAGAUCCGUACAAAGAGACAGUCUUUCAGAGGCUUUACAAAGUUUGGCUGAGAUAUAACAUUUUCCAGGUUUGCAUAUCCAACAAAUAUUAAACACAACACAAAUAUAACAGGGAUUAUAUUUACAUUAUUCUGGUGGCUGAUGGGCUUGCAGGGUUUCUAGUAACAUGUUUGUUGCUGAGACUGCACAGUAAAAGGGGACUGCUUGUUACAUGGAAAAACUGCAACAGUUUAAGGGGUCUUACUGUAAGUCUUUCAAGCUCAAAAGCAUUGUUUUUAGAGAGGUGGUAUAACUGAAGCUCAAAAACAAAGGGGCACCAGCAUUUGGCCUUUAGUUUCAAACUGAAAAAAAUCAAUUCCUUACAAACAUGUAACUUUUCAUAAAAUGUCCUGGUGGUGCAGCAGCAUCCGAGGUCAGGGUAUUGUAUGACCAGAAGGCUGGGCAGCUGUUGCGAAGGGAGCAGAAGAGCCUGUAACUCAGAGGUUGAAUCUGUGCUGGAGUGAUUAUAGAGUACCACAUGAGCUAAAUGAUUGUUAGUCUACAGAUAUAUUCAUAAAGUUCCCAUGACAAAGUCUAACUAUAUCUUCUGGUCUAGUUUAAAUCACCAAAUCUGAGUUUAAACCAGAUUAGCAACCAGAAUGUGUCUUCCUCCCAGCCUCACUAAAAAACAUGUACUGUGUUGACCUUUCUGGUAGCCUUCCUUGCUUCUCACUCCCCUAAAAAAAUAGGAAGCUGCAGGAGUAGUCAUUCGUUACCAUUUUUUCCCUAAUGUGUUCUUCUUCCUGUUUAGUCAACAAGUAUGCAAGCCUGAAUUCCAGGAGGACUGACUAUGAGUUAAAGCAUUAAUGCUUCAGAACACUGAAAAUUAGAAUGGGAUGAGAAAUAUUUCCAGCUGUUAAUUUCUGAGCUUAACAGACAUGACUCUUGGCCUAAAAGCCAGUGCCUUUCUCCAAAGAGACAUUAAUAAGACUAAGAAAGAAAAAAUCAAUACCUUUUCAUUCCCCAACAAAGACCAGUGCAUUUUCUGUGUUUGAAGAACCUUACAAAUUUUUGAGAGACUUGAAACAGGGUUUGCAGUACCUCUGUAGCUGCCUAGCACUGUGUAACUUCCCUGAGCUGGAAGAAACUUUCUAUCUUGAUGAGGAAAAACUAACUUAGGACAUUAUAAAACAUCUCAUUGUCUCAUAGUCUUAUACAUACUUGGUCAUUGCCAAAACUCAUACAGAGGUAAUAAUUAAACAUGCACUCAUCCUGAAAGUAACAGUAAAUAAUUCUCUUGAGCUUGUGAUAUGUAUUAGCACGUCAUAUACAAUUAUAGUGGGAAUGUGUGUGUUUGGGGAAAAAAAAAAAAGUAGGUCUUGCUUUUGUUUGCGAUCAUUAUGGGAGAGAAUCUGGUUAUAUUAAGGAGGCCUUUGCCUUUACUUCCUAGAAUAGCUUAAAUGGAAGUAUCCAGUGUUGCCGAAGAGAGAAGAGGUAUUUUUAGAAAGAAAAAAAUGUCAUAAAAGUAUUUUAUAGGAGGCUUUCCCAUUUAGUGGCCAGUAGUCUUGUCUCUGAGUGCUCUUGAGUCUGAACAAAUGCUUUUCAGCAUUCCCUGGAACAGUGUCACAAAGAUUGAAAUGUAGCGGGACGAAUGUUACAUGCUAGUGCCUUGACUUUCCUUACUGAAGCUGUUCAGCAAAGUAUUGUGUCCAGUAUGUUCCUCAUAAAGUUUUCACAAUUUCUACAUUUCUGUGGUGUUAAAGGUGUUUUUACUUCAGGUACUUGCAGAGAUUGACCAUGCCACGGUGAUACAGUUUUUUUCAGGUCACUUAUUUAUUAUGCGGGCAUGCUUUUUGCUUCACGAAGCUUCUGUUGCCUUGGCAUUAGAACAUACCAACUACAAAGAGAUUUGCUUUCCAGAUCCAGAGAACUUUCGGCCUCUGCAACAAUGGCCUUCAGACACAAAAACACAAGACGAAUUGAAGGCCUUGAUAGCAAUGUGUGGGUUGAAUUUACAAAGGUGGCAGCAGAUCCCUCAAUUGUUAAUCUUGGUCAAGGUCUUCCUGAUAUCUCCCCUCCCAGCUAUGUUAAAGAAGAGCUGGCAAAGGCAGCGGCAGUCGACAGACUGAACCAGUACACACGAGGCUUUGGACAUCCACCGCUGGUGAAAGCCUUGUCUCAAGUGUACGAGAGAGUUUGUAGAAGAAACAUUGAUCCUCUCACAGAUAUCCUGGUGACCGUGGGAGCUUAUGGAUCUCUCUUUAGUACAGUACAGGCAUUAAUUGAAGAGGGAGAUGAAGUAAUAAUAAUAGAGCCAUUUUAUGACUGCUAUGAACCAAUGGUAAAGAUGGCGGGUGCAAAGCCUGUUUUUAUCCCACUGAGAUAUAAAAAUAAUGGAAACUCUGCAUCUAGUGCUGAUUGGGUCUUAGAUCCUGAUGAACUUGCGAAUAAAUUUAAUUCCAAAACAAAAGCGAUUAUUCUGAAUACCCCGCACAACCCUAUAGGCAAGGUGUUUACCAGAGAAGAGCUCCAGGUCAUAGCUGAUCUCUGUAUUAAACAUGAUACUCUGUGCAUCAGCGAUGAGGUGUAUGAAUGGCUGGUGUAUAAAGGGAAUAAACACAUUAAAAUAGCUACGUUGCCAGGUAUGUGGGAAAGAACAGUAACUAUAGGAAGUGCUGGAAAAACAUAUAGUGUAACUGGCUGGAAGCUUGGUUGGUCUAUUGGCCCCCAGAACCUGAUUAAGCAUUUGCAAGUUGUUCACCAAAAUACACUGUAUACUUGCCCAACUCCAUUACAGGAGGCGUUGGCACAAGCAUUUUGGAUAGACUAUAAACGCAUGGAUGACCCAGACUGCUAUUUUUACUCACUGUCUCGAGAGCUGGAAAGCAAGCGUGAUCGGAUGGCUCAGCUACUUCAAGAAGCUGGACUAAAGCCUGUCAUUCCAGAUGGAGGAUACUUUAUGAUUGUUGAUGUUUCUACAUUAAAUGUGGAUCUCUCUGAUGUAGAUGAGAAAGAACCUUAUGAUUAUAAAUUUGUCAAAUGGAUGAUAACAUCUAAGAAGCUGUCAGCAAUUCCUCUUUCAGCAUUCUGUGGUCCUGAGACAAAAAGGCAGUUUGAAAAAUAUAUACGGUUUUGCUUCAUUAAGAAAGACAGCACACUAGAUGCAGCUGAAGUGAUCCUGAAGAACUGGAAUAAACAGACAGCGUGAUUUUUCUUACUAACUCUUCCAUCCGAUAUAAUUAUCUAUUAGAUAGGGGUUUUAUUGCAAAUUUAAGAACAAAUUACUUAGUAUAGAAUUAAUAUGACAUUGUCAAUAUAUUUGUGCUGCCAGCUGCUGAGGAGUUAAAACAAUGAUUGACUUGAAAUGUAUGUAAUGCAACUCAGAGGUUAUUUUCAGUCUUUUCAAAAUAAUUUACUUUUUUCUUAAAAAAAAAAAAUCCAUGGGAUGCACUUCUUUUACUGAAAGACAAAAAAUUGUAGGACUCUGGUAUAGGUAUUUUAAAGCUUACAAGAAAAAAGUGGGAAGUGGUUUUGGUAUGAGAUAGUACAGGAACUAGGAGUGAGACUUAAACAUCACGGUUUGUGAAACGCCAUAGCCUGCAGUGGAGGAAAAUUAAGAUAUGCCUCAUAUUAGAUAAUUGCAGUGACUUUCUGCAUAGGUACCUACCUACCCUCUCCAUGCACAAAUUGCAUCAAUUUAAAUAAAAUGAUUGAGUUAAAUCAAUACAGUGUUUAUACUAUAGGCAAGAUGGAAAAGUGCUAAGUUGCCUAAUUACUAUUUUAUUUUCCCACAAUAGUCAUGUGUGCUGUUCUGAAAGUAUUCAGUCCUCAAUAAAGUUGUAACAGUGGCAUCUAGAAUAGGAAUUCUAUUUACUCAUGUCUACCUAUUUAUUUAUUACGUGGUUGAAUCUACAAAGCAAAAUAAAAGACCUUGCUUUAGAAGCCCCUUCACAAUCCCAUGUCCAGUGACAUAAUUAAUCCCAUCAUCCUUUUUCUUAGCAUGUUCACAGCAUUGGUAACUUCACACUAAACUUCUCUCGAACUCUUUAGAUCUAGGGGGAGCAUGGAGACGGGCCUAAUACUGUGCUAUGGAGCUCAGCUAACUUUGUUUCAAGCUCAGUUGAUAAAGGACUGUUUCAAAAGAGUUCAAUAUGGAGAAUUCCUUUCUAGUUGCCUCCUAUUUCAGUUCUCUCUGCUAUAUUUUCAUCUGUGGAUGGGUUUCUCACUAGCAGAAGCAAUCCAGGUAGGUAACCUUUUAGGUUGUGUAUUAUAUUCUCCAUGUUGUUUCUAUAGUCUUCCCUCAGGCUCUAUGGUAGAAAGCCUGAACAAAUUCAAUAGCAAGUUUUGCAAAUAUUUUACUCAUUUUGUGAUCACAGCUGGAAUCUUAACUGAAUUCCAUCAGACAGUGACCAUGGCCAGGGCCUUAAAAAAAGUAUAGAAAGUGGACUGUGAGAGCAUCUGCUAGGCUUUGUCGUUAGUACUUCUUGGGCCUCUGGGAGUCCAGUAGUUGGGACUUCUGUAGUCUUUGUAGUUGUCUUGCACUGCCAUUCCCCAAGUCUCACCAGGAAAUGGUUGGCUGGUAUUUUUAAGGUGGUGUAUAGUCUUUGUGCAGAAAAAUCAAUUCAGUAAUUAAAAUGACUUAACUGAAAUUUCAGUGUGAAUUUAAUGUGGAGAUUCCUACAUUAAAUUCCAGGAGGAACUAUAUUUUUUAAGGUAGUAAAUUUCUGUGAAAUCUACACUCUGUUUUACAAGGAGUUUAAAAUCUGUUUAUGUAUGUUGCACUGGGGAUCUGUGCUGUUGCAGGAACUAAGAAGGUAGUGCAAGAAUCUAUUGAGCUGCAUGAUAAUUUGCGAAAGGAAAAUGUAAAAGUCUGCCACUUUAAUUGAGAAGUGACUUUUUAUAAAAUUAAGCAAAUUUUUCUAGCAUAAAUUAGCCAUGUUAAAAACAUAGGCUUCUACGAAAUGUUUGUAUGAUUACGUGAAUCAGAAUUUUCUAGUUUCUUAUGCCUCUGAAAUAAUACAAAAUAAUAAAAUACUUGAAUUUUCUUGUCCUUGAAA